AUGACUACAGCUCACAGGCCUACCUUCGACCCGGCCCGUGGCAAGGAAGCCCUGCGCGGCCCAGCCUACCACCAGCGCCUCCUCCCAGCCUACACCCAGCUCAAGUUCAGACAACCGGGCCAAGGCGGCGACGCUGACGCCAGCACGCGCGACCUGCGCGCCGAGCUCGAGGCCGCCGAGGCAGCACACUACGCGAAGCUCAAGGGCGCGCCUAUCCCCGGCACCUCCUCCUCCUCCGACAACAACAACACCGCCGACUCCUCUACCACCAACAAGCGCCCGCUCGCCGCCCUAACCUCCAAACAAUCCGCAGACGACGCAGGCGACGCAGACGACGACGAAGACCCCGACACCAAACGGCGGCGCAUCCUCGCCGAGACGCGCGCCAUCGAUGCCGACGACAGCGACUCCGGCUCCGGCUCCGGCAACGAUGACAGCGCAGACGAUUCAGACGACGACGAUUCGAGCGACGACGAUGAAGACGCCGAGCUGAAGCGCGAGCUGGAGCGGGUGCGGCGGGAGCGCAUCGAGAAGCGCGAGGCUGAGGAGCGCGAGCGCGCGGCGGCGGAGCAGGAGGCGCGCGAGCGGGAUAUUGCGCUGGGGAAUCCGUUGUUGAAUGCGGCGGCGGCCGGGGGGGGUGCGAAGGCGGCGGAUUUUAGUAUUAAGAGGAGGUGGGAUGAUGAUGUGGUGUUUAAGAAUCAGGCGAGGGGGACGGAGGAGAAGGGGAAGAGGACCGAGUUUAUUAAUGACUUGUUGCGGUCGGACUUUCACAAGAGGUUUAUGAGCAAGUAUGUGAGGUGA
Chaetomium globosum CBS 148.51 is the source of this 801-nucleotide messenger RNA. RefSeq lists its product as uncharacterized. Gene Ontology annotation, biological process: mRNA cis splicing, via spliceosome. The transcript has 4 exons. Bases 1 to 801 code for a protein of 266 amino acids. The record is from RefSeq and is a predicted model, not a curated record. Gene Ontology annotation, cellular component: catalytic step 2 spliceosome. NCBI's taxonomy places the organism in Eukaryota, Fungi, Ascomycota, Sordariomycetes, Sordariales, Chaetomiaceae. Gene Ontology annotation, molecular function: RNA binding.